AUGGAUCUCGGUCAGAAAAAUGAGCCUGAAUUAGAAAAUAGUGAAGAUAAUGAAAUUCAAAGCACAGAAGAAACUGAAUUAAUCUAUACUUGUCCGGAUGGAAGAAGUGAAAAGAAUCAUGUUCAUUGUCUUCUCAAUAUCAGUGACAUUGCACUUGAACAAGACGAAAAAGCCAAAGAGUUUGUCAUCGGCACUGGAUGGGAAGAAGCAGUCCGAGGCUGGGGAAGGAUUUCUCCAACUGCCUGCAUCUGGUCCAAGAAAAAGCUUAAAAACGCAAGAGUGGGAGAAAGUGCCAGCAGCUGCUUACUCUGUGUCAGUCUCUCCCGAAGAAGCCUGGAGGCCAGGCUUCAGUCGGAGGUGGGGAAGUUGGAGUCAGGGGCUUCUGGUCCAGCUGAGGUGGGCCCGGAGAAGGAUGGAGGCAGCCUCUCCCAGACCCUGGCCCCCGCCCCAGGCCCCACCACUGCCUCCAGGGAAGUUAACAAGAUCUGCUCUCCCACUUACAGUCAGGGAGAGAAAAAAAGUCUGCAAAUAAAGGAGUUUAUUUGGCACCUGGAAGACUGGGCCACCCCCGAGACUGUUAGGGGCAAGGACCCCAGAAGCCCUGGCGGCAGAAGCACUGACAGAAGUCCCCCUGUCUCAGACUCCUUGACUUCCAAAGCCCUUUUAGUUCUACCUCCCCUGAAGGCUUCACCCCCAAAUGGCUUGGAUGUUCUGGGUAAGAAGAGUAAGAACUUCAUGCAGCCAGAAGAGAAGGAGCUGAAUGUGGAGAAGGAUGAGGGUGUGGCUUGUGCAUAUGGAGUGAAAACAGUUGACGGGACAGGUGAAAAGAGGCUCACUGAGCUGGCCGAGCACCAUAAGGUCAAGGAAAUGCAGCCUUUCCCCACCCCUGUGGCCUGGACACCCCUGCUGGCUGAUCCCGAGCCCUGCUGCCUGCACUGGUCCCUCCUGCCUGAAAAAAACCUGGCGUGCCCUCCCCACCACCACAACGUUGGCUAUCUUGCCACCUUGCGGCUUUUGCAGAAACAAGGAGCACGGAACUACAAAGCCAAAUACAAAGCUAGGGAGCCAAGACCUCCUGUGAAAACUCCGAAGCGCGUUCUCGCAGAGGCCAAGCAGGAAAACAGGCCCCAAAGGUUGGAGGCCAAAGUGCUCUCAAGACCUCUCUUGCCAUCCCUCACACACAGGAAAAAGAAGAUAAAGUAGGAGAGGGAUCAGUUUUAAAUUCAGUGCUAAGCAGCAACAUGUUUGAUAUGCAAUCAUAAAACAAAACAUUUCACCGAGGACAUGGAAAAAGCAGUGGAUCACCAGAGAGCAAAGAGUAAAAAGCUGCAAGCAGAAGCAGUAAGAAGAUGCCAUGCUUGGAACAAAGUCUUACUGACACAUACUAUGCUAAUCAUCUCACUCCUUUAGG
Messenger RNA from Hippopotamus amphibius kiboko, 1411 nucleotides. RefSeq names its product chromosome 16 C16orf46 homolog (gene C16H16orf46). The record is from RefSeq and is a predicted model, not a curated record. The coding region runs from base 1 to 1203 and encodes 400 amino acids. NCBI's taxonomy places the organism in Eukaryota, Metazoa, Chordata, Mammalia, Artiodactyla, Hippopotamidae. The transcript has 3 exons.